Molecule: messenger RNA, 1528 nt
Organism: Belonocnema kinseyi
Lineage: Eukaryota; Metazoa; Arthropoda; Insecta; Hymenoptera; Cynipidae
Product: ninjurin-2-like
Exons: 5
Coding region: 275-961 (228 amino acids)
Biological process (GO): cell adhesion; tissue regeneration
Cellular component (GO): membrane
Source: RefSeq, a predicted model, not a curated record
AUUCCACCUGGAAUAUUUGAAUAUCCCAGAAAAUCCAAUGGGAUAUCUUAUUACUGUAAGGGAAGCACUUUUUAAUUUGUCAAAUCCGACUUGAAAAUUUGUUCUCUACUUUAUAUUAGCAAUUUGCAAUAAUCCAUUUGAUAAAAUUCAAGUUUUCAGGUGAAACAAAUCUAGUAUCGUUGAAAUCUAAUUUAUUUUGCAUGUAUGUUUGUGUAGUUUAUAAAGUAUUGAAUCAUUGAGCUUCUUCGUUUGGUCACCAAGUGCAUCCUUUACAAUGAAGCGCGACACGUGUUACCAUGGAAAUUUGCGAGGUCAUAAGCACAACAAUUUGUAUGCAUCGAUGAUAUUCUUUUCGCGCAUUGUCAGUUUUAAUCGACGGGAUAUAAGAGUAAGAUGUAGUGAAUUUUGUACAAGUUCGUCUGGAGAAGCGACGGCAUCGAUGAUAAGCGAGUACAUUGCCACUAAACUGAGUUCUUUGAAAAAGAUGUCCGUAGGAGUCCUUGGAAGUGUUUUGGGCAGAAACGGGCUCAUGGCUAAUGCUGCGAAUGUUGUGAUAGGUGAACCGCCCAAAAUGUGGGACGUAAAUCGAUACGCAACAAAGAAAACAAUCGCUCAAGGGAUGCUAGACAUUGCCCUGCUCACUACAAAUGCAUCUCAACUCAAGUUUAUCCUGCAGAUCGGAGUUGAACACGAUUAUUACACCCUUAUGCUGACAUUAAUCGGCAUAUCUAUUGGAUUACAGCUUGUGCAAGGCAUAAUUUGCGUAUUAUUGGGAUCAAACUUUGAUAUAAACAACGAGCAUCAUCAAGGCAAAGCGAAUUUAUGGAACGAUGUCUGCAUGUCAAUGAUGGUAGUGACCGUGGCCGUGAACGUGAUACUUUCUUCAUUCGAAUUGCGAGAUUCAAAUUACGUUCAAUAUAGAUCUAUGAAGCCCAGCAUUUCCGAUGAAGGAAACGCGUGAUGACAUUAUAUUAAUAACCAAUAUUUAAAUUAUUUUAUAUCCGUAUAUAAAAAAUCCAAUACAUAUCAGUAUCAACGAAAUGGAUAGGACUGUCGCGAAAUACUCUAAUUUAAGAACGUGAAUGAAAAGGAGAUUAACAUGACCACUUUCAUUUAAAUUAUUGAUCAAUUAGUAAAUAAGAUACUAUUUUCCCAUUUUGUAUUCAUCUAGCAUUUUAAAGAACAAUCUUGAACUUAAAUUAUUUUCACAAAUACCAGAUUACCUCUGAGAUAAUCACCUGCCAGAAAAUUUCUAUAAAAUGAAAUCUUGGACGCAGCAGUAGGAUUUUAAUAUUAGAUUGAAAACUGAAUAUUUCAUUUUCAAGUUUUAUUAGAUUUGAUUAUCAUUCUGUAGAACCAAAUUUUUAUAUUAUAGCAAUAAGUGAUUGAUAAGUAGUAAAAAAUAAAACAUACAUUUUAAAUUGUAAUUGAUUAAUUAAUUAAUUAACAGUGAAUAAAUUAUAUAACAAGAGAUAUUUAGGAUGUGAGUAACUGCUUUCACUGAUAGUUUAAUUGCUGUCACUUUUUG